Molecule: messenger RNA, 237 nt
Organism: Aspergillus puulaauensis
Lineage: Eukaryota; Fungi; Ascomycota; Eurotiomycetes; Eurotiales; Aspergillaceae
Product: succinate dehydrogenase assembly factor 1
Exons: 3
Coding region: 1-237 (78 amino acids)
Biological process (GO): mitochondrial respiratory chain complex II assembly
Cellular component (GO): mitochondrion
Source: RefSeq, a predicted model, not a curated record
AUGGCACGACUCUCUGGUCUCCAGAGGGAAGUUCUGUCCCUUUAUCGCAAAUGCCUUCGAGAAAUCCGAAAGAAGCCUGCCGAAUCAAGAAACAAUUUCAAAUCCUUUGCACGAACGGAAUUUGAAAAGCACAUGGCUAUCAACAAGAAGGACUUCGGCGCGAUCGAAUAUCUCCUCCGAAAAGGCUCAAGGCAACUCGAGAUAUACUCAUCGUCCGGAAUUCGAAAUAUUCGAUAG